Messenger RNA from Penicillium daleae, 1740 nucleotides. RefSeq lists its product as uncharacterized. The record is from RefSeq and is a predicted model, not a curated record. The coding region runs from base 1 to 1740 and encodes 579 amino acids. The transcript has 3 exons. NCBI's taxonomy places the organism in Eukaryota, Fungi, Ascomycota, Eurotiomycetes, Eurotiales, Aspergillaceae.
AUGGAGGUUGCACCGCUGACCUUGGCCCACACCCACGCACGUAAUGCCGUCCUCGAAACCCGCAAGUCCAACCCCGUCGCCGCCAGCGAGGAGCAUGAUUUAGCAGCCGGUGAGUUCGCGACCGUAGCCCAGAGCACUUCUGACCAAGAGGCCCUGCGUACACUGCGGCUCCUCGAACACCACCACAAGAAGCUAGCCGAGAUCUUAAGAUUCCAACAUGAGCACCCUGCCAGUGCAGCUAAUGGAGCAGCGUCCGCCGCGUCCCCGAUAAACGCCUCCGCUCAGUCUUCGGCAACAGAGACGCGGGCCGCAAAGACCGCAAGCCAGGAUGCCCAAAGCCAACCUCCGAGACUGCCAGGGAACCCUCGGUUGCCAAGUCGAGAGUCUUCUUCUAUCGCUAGUAAUCUAGCGUCUGCGCGAGGCAUACCGGCCCACCCUCGCCGCGGAUCCCCAGUGUCGCCGACUCUUUCCACACAGCAAGCCGGGGCGAAGAUGACCGAUGGACCGUCAAGAAUUGGAACAGGAGAGUCAAGACCGCGAGAGGCGUCGAUGAAGAACCAGAAUAGCCGCACACCAAGACAGCCCUGGUCUCCGCCAUUGCCCAGUCCCACUGAUAUCACGUCUCAGCAAGUCGUGCCUUCGGAGGGUGCCGAGUCAACUCCUUCAAAAGGUCAAACUUCAACUACGGAGGAUUCGUUCCAACGCUUUUACUCAACAUUUGAAGGUCUGAUCUCAAAAAUUUCUGUACCUUUAUCGUUUGCAGGACUUCCUCUGGGAACGGAAGAUUCGUCAAAGACGGCACCAGCCAGUCGAAAAUCCCCCGCAGAGACCAAGCUUGACCGCCAUCAUGCCACUUCAGACCGCAAGUCUACCUUCCAGGAGCCAGACGUGAACCGGCUCUUUUCGAGGGCAGCUCUGCGCUCAAUCCAUGACAUGCCCGGAACCGGGCCUGGAAACCCGGCCGAGUCUUUCUAUGUUGUUCCCACCACCGGGGGCACGAUGUCAUAUGCGGGAAUUCUAUCUCGGGCCGAGAAAGAGGCGCGUCGAAAUAGCUUUGAAGACGGCGAGGAUGACUUUGUAGAUGCGCGAGAAACCCCAUCAACUCCCGAGAUGCGACAGAGUAUCGGCAAUACUUCGCGGGCAUCACGCCGUGGUGUAUCGGAUAAACUCACGACCUUGCAGAACCCAAAGACCUUGGAAGAACUGCAGAUGGAGAAUCAGGCACUGAAGCAACUAUCAGAUACUCUUUCAAAACGUCUACACAUGUGGGAGGUCAAUGCACAGUCAUCAUCCAUGGCGCUACAGCAGUCUCUAAGAGCAAUGCAUCACCAUAACUCUGGAGCGUCAGAGUAUUAUACUCAUGGCUCCCCUGCCGUAUCCCCUACUGCAACUCUCACCACGGCACCCGCGGCUUCGGAUGCAGAUGCCCGAGUUAAAGAGCUGGAGGACCUCGUCCGUCGCGGUGAGCGGGAGCUGGAAAGAGUUGGCCGAGAAAACGACAAACUCAAUAAAGUCCUUGGACGGUAUCGGGAUCGAUGGGAAAAAUUGAAGGAGGGCGCGAAGACAAGACGUGCAGAAGGUCGCUCAGCGGACGGGCAAAGUAAUCCGACCACACCGGUAGUGGGUAGUAAGAAAGCUGAUCUACCUCCCUCGCCGCAGCCGGGGAAUACACCAGGCAAAGCGGUUCCUAGGAGGGGGUCUGGAUCAGAGCCCGAAGGACUGGAAAAUGAGGGUACCUGA